Molecule: messenger RNA, 1098 nt
Organism: Culicoides brevitarsis
Lineage: Eukaryota; Metazoa; Arthropoda; Insecta; Diptera; Ceratopogonidae
Gene: Uch-L5
Product: ubiquitin carboxyl-terminal hydrolase isozyme L5
Exons: 2
Coding region: 74-1030 (318 amino acids)
Biological process (GO): ubiquitin-dependent protein catabolic process; protein deubiquitination
Cellular component (GO): cytoplasm
Molecular function (GO): cysteine-type deubiquitinase activity
Source: RefSeq, a predicted model, not a curated record
GUCAAAACCGGUGACUUGCGAAUAUAAUUGUUAAAUUUUUUUUCUUUUAUUAAAUAAAAAAAAGUAACAUAAAAUGGCAGAUAGUGCAGGAAAUUGGUGUCUUAUCGAAUCAGACCCAGGUGUAUUUAGUGAAUUGAUUCGAGAAUUCGGUUGCGAAGGCGUUCAGGUGGAGGAACUGUGGAGUUUAGAUUCAGAGCAGUUCAAAAAUAUAGAGCCAAUUCACGGGCUCAUAUUUCUUUUUAAGUACGUGAAGGACGAGAAUCCUGUUGGAGUUUUGAGCCUUGACAAUGAAAAUAUUUUCUUUGCCAAACAAGUUAUAAACAACGCUUGUGCAACGCAAGCCAUUUUAAGCAUUUUGUUGAAUGCCUCGCAUCCCGAUGUCACGCUGGGUCCUAUUUUAACAGAGUUCAAAGAUUUUGUUAACUCAUUUGAUUCCUAUAAUAAAGGAUUGGCUCUGUCUAAUGCAGCUCAAAUACGAACAGUUCAUAACUCGUUUUCACGCCAAACAUUGUUUGAGCUGGACAACAAAAAUGCUGGAAAGGAUGAUGAUGUAUUUCACUUUAUUGGUUACAUUCCAAUAAAUGGACGCCUAUAUGAACUAGAUGGAUUGAAAGAUGGACCAAUAGAUUUAGGGAAAGUUGAAAGUGGUCAGUCAUGGCUCGACGUUGUUCGUCCAAUUAUCGAAAAUCGCAUGCAAAAGUAUAAUGAAGGAGAAAUUCACUUUAAUUUGAUGGCAAUUUGUUCCGAUCGACAAAUGAUUUAUCAAAGGCAGAUAGACCAAUUGUUGCAGUCAACUGAAGACGAUAUGGAUACUGAUACAAAGCAAAAUGAGAUUGCACGAUUGCGAAUGUUGAUAGAAGAUGAGGUUGCAAAACGCAAGAGAUAUAAGAUUGAGAACAUUCGUAGAAAACAUAACUAUUUGCCCUUGAUUGUGGAGUUGUUGAAAAUUCUUGCGCAAAAUGGAGAGCUUUUGCCUUUGUACGAAAAAGCGAAGCAACGUGCUAUCGGACGUGAAACUAAAACUAAAUGAAAUUUUGGUUUCACGACAACUGCAUUUAAUAUUUGAAGUAUAAAUAAAUAAAAUUUUUACUGGGAAAA